AUGUCUUUAUCACUGUACCUUUUAUCACUGCACCUCUUAUUACCUGUACCUUCUUAUACUGUACCUCAUACUGUACCUUUAUCACUGUACUCUGUACCGUACUCUUAUCACCGUACUUGGUACCGUACUUUUGGUCCUCUUGUUACCUCUUGGUACCGUACCUGUCUAUGGUACCGUACCUUUGUUAUUGUACCUCUUGUUACCGUACCUUUUAUCACCGUACCUCUUGGUACCGUACCUCUUAUCACUGUACCUCUUGGUACCCGUACCUCUGUUACCGUACUUGGUCCCUCUUGUUACCGUACCUUUUGGUACCGUAUCUUGGUACCGUACCUUAUUACGUACUUGUUGUACCGUACUUUUUACCACGUACCUCUUGGUACCGUACUUUUAUCAUGUACCUCUGGUACCGUACCUUAUACAGUGUUCUUGGUACCGUACCUGUGGUACCUUGUACUAUAUUUACUUUGGUACCACCUCUUUUGGUACCUAUACCGUACUUGGUACCGUAUCUUUAUUACUGUACCUCUUGUAUUACCUCUGUUACCGUACUUUAUCACUGUAUCCUUGGUACCGUACUCCUAA
Brugia pahangi is the source of this 585-nucleotide messenger RNA. NCBI's taxonomy places the organism in Eukaryota, Metazoa, Nematoda, Chromadorea, Rhabditida, Onchocercidae. The record is from the annotation of a GenBank genome assembly.